AUGGUCACUGCUUUUGAAGCAAGCAUUUUGGACGUCGAUCGAGACGAAUCCAUCGGGUAUCAGACUCACAGCAAAUUACCCAAUGGUGUUGAAUGUAAGUGAAUGAGUUCGUAGCUCCAUCAAAAAUUAGCACAUUUCAGUUUCUUUCUCGUCAUGUCUCAGACACUGCACUAGCUACUUCUGCGGCGACAAUGUCUCUCGCCCUGUUCGAGCCGUUUCUCAAGGUGAGUCAUCUCCGAUCAGUUUUCCCAAAUUCAAUUGUCUUUCUGCAGACGAAGCCUUCGAGACAUCGAUGAGAGAGAUGCAAGUGAUUGCCAGAAUCGCCACUGCAAUCUACGUGCAACGAGGGCUUAUCGAGGGGACCAUCCCGGCCGAUGAGCUCAUUUCGGACCUGCUUCGGAUGGGAACGGUCACUCCCAAUCACAUCAUCGGAAUGGACAAGAAGAAUCUGACGGACGCACUCCAGGCACUUCAGGAUCUGCCGACGAAACUGAAGGACACGGCGAGGAUGGACGGGGUGCUGAAAUUGCUGGAUUCGUUGCGGAAAGACGUGGAGGGAAGUGGCGACGUCGGAAAUUGGGACAGUUCUGUUUUCAAGUCGGACGUCGAGGCGAUGGCUCGGAAUGGACUCAACUUGACGUUCGUCGUCGAUCUGGACAGUGCCUUCGCGAAUUAUAAAGGAUGUCGGGAUAAGCUUACUGCCAAUCAAGUCUCCACAACGAACGCAAACUAUUGUUUUCCGAAUAUCAAAGAAGCAGUCGACAAGUUGAUUUCUAUGGCCGGAACGAUCAUGUCUGAAAGCUCAAAAGUUCUGAAGCUUGCUCGAAGUGAAAAUGCCACGUCAGCAAUGGGACCAGUCAUGAAAGCGGUCGCCGGCUACGAAAAGUUCCAAAAAAUUGAAACUGAAACGGGUCAUUCUUCGAAAGAUACGGUCGACUUACAAUCAAUCAGCGAUAACUUCGAUCUUCUGUUCAACGCCACGCGACAGAUGAAAGAAGUUCAGCCUCUGUUGGACUUUGUCAAGAAACUGAUCGACGCGCAGAGUGUUGCCGGAGAGACACAGUCGCCGAAGCACACUGCCGGAUGGACGAAAGGAGCAGGCGACAUCAACCAACUGUUCACCGAUGUCGACAGUCCGUGGAUCGGUCAAGUGGUGAAGGAGAACAGACUGUCGAAGUCGUUCAAUCCACUGAAGAAUCUCGGAGCACCUUUCGAUUCAAUCCAUCGGCAACUCGAACUAGGGCUGUCUUCUCAAAUCGCCCAGCUCAUAGUCCAUUCGAACGAGCUCAUUCCAGAAACUUCAAAGGAACUGUCAUCAGCUGCUAACGGUCUCCACACUUGCCGAACCGCCUUCGCUCCACAAUCAGUACAAGUUGCCGAUAUUUCCAGUCUCCGAGCCAAUGUGGAAUCACUUGAUGCGACUAUGACCACUUUACGCACGGCGGUGAGGAAUGUGACUGAUCAAUUGACGAGCGGACUGCAAAUGUUCAAGGACAUCAGUGAGAUGUGCAAAGAAGCCGAAGAAAAACCGGAGGAACUAGAGAGCGUCGUUGAGAAAUUCAAGAACUAUAAAGAUCUGGACAAUAUGAAGAAGUUGGUUGAAGAUGUAGAUCUACUUCUGGCGCCUUUGAGAGCAGAAAAUAGCAAAGGAGAUAUAAAAACAGCCGCUCAAAAAAUUGUUGGUAACUUCACUGUCGUAGAAACUACGAAGAAUUCUCUGAAAGGGUACGGAAAUUUCUUCACGUGUCUCCAGAAUGUGAGGUUAUCCGAUUCGGUGGUCAAAUCGCUUGAGAAAACGAGAAAUCUGAGAACGAGCCAAGCAUCGUCUCCAGCGAACCAAGGACAACAAAUCGCGAAAAAAGUCGUCAGCACCGCGGACCAACUGGCAGCCGUCAAAGAGAUUCUGGAGAAGAUGAAAGAGUUCAGAAGCGCCGAGGCCGAUGCUCUGACGCUCUUCGAAGACUCGCACACGCAUUCCGCAGUCAUCGGAGCAUCCACUCGAGCAGUCAUGCGAAUGAGCACGCUGUUGGAUAAGAAAUUAUUGAUUGACGAAAUCACCAAAAACUAUGAAGUCGUCAAUGCCAAGAUGAAAUUGGAUCGGAAACCGUUCACCAAGGAAGAUGAGAACACGUUGAAGUCGAUUGCCUCAAUUAAACCGCUCUUUGCCGGAUUGUUCACCGAACUGUCAAAGUGGAAGAUCAGCAUCAAAACGAGUGGAUCCACUGCUUUGAAGAAGCGCGCGAAUCUGUUUCCAUCCACCACGUCGAUCAGUGUCCAGACGGAUUUGAAGGCUUUGAUUGCGAGUGUGACCAAAUUGGAACGAAAUGUGACUGAUCCGGACGUCAAGACGAAGCUGAAGGAGAUUAUAACUGCGCUCGUCACUCUGGACGACAUUGGUCUCAAUUUCUCGGACGCUCAACCGUCUUUCGACAAGGUCAACGCUUCGUUGGCUGCUCUGGACGACUUCUUUGCCAAGUACAGCCGGAAACUCGCACCGUCUCAAUCGCAACAAUCGAUGUCUGCUUUGCAGAACAACACUUUGAGGGUGAUUGCUGUUGCGGCGAGCACGGCGGCUCCGUCGUUUUUCGAGUGAGUUUCAAACGUUUUAGUAAUCGAAACUGGAAUGUUUCAGAGAAAACCAAACCUACGUAAUCAUCGCUAUCGUUGUGGUUGUUAUCUUACUCGUCGCGGGUGCAUGUGCAUGGGCAAUGUUCACUGAACAUGAGAAAAAAGAACGAGAGGCGCAAGGUACGUUGAACGUUUUCUGGAAAGAAAUUAAUGAACAAUUGCAGAAAACAUGGUGCCCGAAAUGAAAACUUCUGCUAUGAACGCGCACAUCACCGACAUGUACAGUUAUUACAAGAACGUUUACCAGCGGAUGGAUGUAAACAAGUGCCUGGCGGGCGCCACUUUCAAUUCUGGCUUUAUUGAAUUUUAUUGCCAAAUGUUCGAAUUUGUAGAAACGUUCACGCGGAUCUGUCCCGAUCUGGAAGCCCUCAUCAGUGAAGAGACGCGGUGAGCCACUUGUGAUCGCUGUUCUCAUACAAUAGUCUUUUGCAUUUCAGAGCCACCAUUUUCUUGAUGCCGACAUCGAGAGUGUUCGCAAAGGGAUGGCCAGAGUGGAACAGUUAUCGCGGAAGCGAGUACAUGCACGCGAAUCGGCUCACCUGCCCCAACCAGCUGCAGUUCAUCAUGAUGCAAGGGCCUCUGGCGGCGGACAUCGAGUCCAGGAAACGGUCGACAAUUGAGAAAGCGUGGUGGAUGAUGAAAGAGGAGCGGACCGAGUUCAUUGUCAUGUUGUGCAAGACAGUCGAGACUGGUUUGUGCUCGCCGCGAAACGUUCCCACCUCGAAACUCAUUAUUGCAGUGGAACGAGAUGGAAAAACAGUACAAUUAGAAAAGUGUGCUCAGUAUUUUCCGGAAGAGCAGGGCCAGGUCUUGCAGUUUGAUAGGCUGAAGGUGACGUGCGCAGAGAAGACGACGCCCAACAGGGAAGUCAUCGUGAGGAAACUGAGUGCCGAGUUUGAGUGAGUUGGACUUGGCCCCCCCCCCUUGGAAACAUUUGUUCCUAUUCUACUCGUUCAGAGGGCUGUCCGCGUUCACCGUGACGCACUUCCAACACAUUGAGUGGCCUGACCAUUCGGUGCCACAAGAAUAUGAUGGCAACAUCUUCAUACUGAAGCAGAUUCGCAAGAGCCUGGAAACAGUCGUUGUUCAUUGUUCCGACGGAGUCGGACGUACCGGCACUUUUGUCUGUGAGUCGUUUUAUUAUUGUUGGUCUUCUGACACGUCCAACUGGGACGAAUUGCAGACGCCGAAGUCGCUUAUCAAACACUGGCCAACAACGGAUGUAUGGACCCGGCGGCUGUGUUAAGACAAGUGCGUGAUUCUCGUGCGAUGGCUAUCGAGAAGGAGAUUCAACUGGCCUACGGCAACAUGCUUGUUUAUCACUACGCAGAUGUUGUGAGUAGAAUGCACUCGAUCUCAAGCCGCAUCUAUCCAUUAUUUUCAGGGAAUGCUGACGGAGGAAAACGCCCGACAUUUUGAGAGUAUGAAGAACGGAAUGAUCAAGUUCAGAGAAGUCGAGCAUAUUUUGAAUGCCAGAAAUAAAGAGAAGGAUGAAUCCCGGGAAUAUUUGAAGAGAGAGGGCAUGGCGAGGAAGAAGAAUAUGAAGAAGAAUGAGAAGAAGAAUGUGAAGAAGAAUGUGAAGAAGAAUGAGAAGAAGCAUAAGAAGAAGAACAAGGAUGCGACCGUCGAUGUCACUCAAAACGACGCGUCGGAACUGAGAACGGCCGGCGGAAGUGAAGAUGAAAGUGAAAUGGAGUUCGACCCCGAGUUUGUCGAAGAAAACAAACAUUUGCCCGACAGUUGGCCGUGGCAGAAGCACGACGACGUCCCGAAGAAGGUGAAGAAACGGUCAUGUUGUGUGAUUAUGUGA
Molecule: messenger RNA, 4438 nt
Organism: Caenorhabditis sp. 36 PRJEB53466
Lineage: Eukaryota; Metazoa; Nematoda; Chromadorea; Rhabditida; Rhabditidae
Source: the annotation of a GenBank genome assembly